Lathyrus sativus (Indian pea) is the source of this 846-nucleotide messenger RNA. Lineage: Eukaryota; Viridiplantae; Streptophyta; Magnoliopsida; Fabales; Fabaceae. The record is from the annotation of a GenBank genome assembly.
AUGUCAGGAAUAAAAAAGAAGCAAUUUCGCUUUAGAAUCCCGUGGAUAUCAGGUUCUUUUUCCACGAGAUCUCCGUUUCAUCGAAAACAAAGAUCAAAAUCUUUUCCACAAUUAGCCUAUGGCCCAACACAGCCUCUUCCUACUCCAAUUUCUGAACCUCAAACAACUCUAGAGAGAAAAGUGAUGUUUGCGGUCUCAACAUCAAACCCUAGUGAAAAUAACAUCGAAGUACCUGCAAUACCGGUCACCACAACCGUAUCAAAUUCCCCCAAGCAAAAAGGUUCCAUGAGUAUGAACGAUGAUGUAACAAAUCUUGUUAAUAGAGUAGCUACUGUGAAUCCAACAACACUGCUUCCAACAGAUGACAAAACAGUUAGUAUUGUAACUCUAGCCGGAGACAACAGAGGCGCAACAAUGCAUGUUGCAGGUUCACAGUCCCAAUCAACAAGGAAAAAAGGCUCAAUCCAAAACAUACACAAAUCCAACGAGAAAGAAGAUAAAGAUGAAGCAGGAAAAGCAUAUGUUAACAGUAACAUACAGAGUAUGAAUAAUUCAUUCCUGAUUGAAGGUUCAGUAACCGGACGAGACCCUGGCGUUCGUGUCAUUCUUCCCCAACAGCCUCAGCCACAGCCACAGCCUCAACCUCAGCCUCAACCACAGCCUCAGCCUCAGGUUAGCCGGGUAGAGAAGUUAACUUACCAGCCACUUGUUAGAAGAAGAUGCCUGAGAGGACUUAUGGUGGAACCAAGUGAUUCUGAUCCUGAGAAUCCUGAUAAACCUCGACGUCAUGGAUGCAAAUUCAGUUGUGGAGAUGUUAGAAAAGAUAAGGAUAAAGUGCUUCUGUAG